UCCAUCCCCCCGGCGACUCCUCCCGUCCCGGCCCCUGAGGAGGGAGCGGAGCCGCGCUCGGUUCCAGCGCCGCCAGCGAACCCGCCAUGUCCGGCCAAAGCCUCACCGACCGCAUCACGGCGGCGCAGCACAGCGUGACCGGCUCGGCCGUCUCGAAAACCGUGUGCAAGGCCACGACCCACGAGGUGAUGGGCCCCAAGAAGAAGCACCUGGACUAUUUAAUCCAGUGCACAAAUGAGAUGAAUGUGAACAUCCCACAACUGGCAGAUAGUUUAUUUGAAAGAACUACCAACAGUAGCUGGGUAGUGGUCUUCAAAUCUCUUAUCACAACCCAUCAUCUAAUGGUGUAUGGAAAUGAGCGUUUUAUCCAGUAUUUGGCAUCCAGAAACACAUUGUUUAAUUUGAGCAAUUUCCUAGACAAAAGUGGAUUGCAAGGUUAUGACAUGUCAACGUUUAUCAGGCGGUAUAGCAGGUAUUUGAAUGAAAAGGCAGUUUCCUAUAGACAAGUGGCUUUUGACUUCACAAAAGUAAAAAGAGGGGCUGAUGGAGUGAUGAGAACAAUGAGCACAGAAAAACUCUUAAAAACUGUACCAAUUAUACAAAAUCAAAUGGAUGCACUUCUUGACUUUAAUGUUAAUAGCAAUGAACUUACAAAUGGUGUAAUUAAUGCUGCCUUCAUGCUCCUCUUCAAAGAUGCCAUUAGACUGUUCGCGGCAUAUAACGAAGGGAUUAUUAACCUCUUGGAAAAAUACUUUGAUAUGAAAAAGAACCAAUGCAAAGAAGGCCUUGAUAUAUAUAAGAAGUUCCUCACUAGAAUGACACGGAUCUCAGAGUUCCUUAAAGUUGCAGAGCAAGUUGGAAUUGACAGAGGAGACAUACCAGAUCUCUCACAGGCACCGAGUAGCCUUCUUGAUGCUUUGGAACAGCAUUUAGCUUCUCUAGAGGGGAAGAAAAUCAAAGAUUCCACAGCUGCAAGCAGGGCUACCACCCUUUCCAAUGCAGUCUCUUCCCUUGCAAGCACUGGCCUGUCCCUCACGAAAGUGGAUGAAAGGGAAAAACAAGCUGCGUUAGAGGAAGAGCAGGCUCUCUUAAAAGCUUUAAAGGAGCAACGUCUAAAAGAGCUUGCAAAGAAGCCUCAUACCUCUUUAACCACAGCAGCUUCUCCCGUGUCAACUGCCGCAGGAAGCAUAAUGACUACACCAGCCAUUGAUAUUUUUUCUACCCCUAGCUCCUCUAACAGCACUUCAAAGCUGCCAAAUGAUCUGCUUGAUUUGCAGCCAACUUUUCAUCCGUCUGUACAUCCUAUAUCAGCUGCUCCACAAGUAGGAAGUACCUGGGGAGAUCCUUUUUCUGCUACUGUUGAUAGUGUUGAUGAUGCCAUUCCAAACCUAAAUCCUUUCCUUACAAAAACUAACGAUGCUGCUCAUCUGUCUGUGUCUUCUGAUGUAUCUACUUUCACCAGUAGGACACCCACACAUGAAAUAUUUGUUGAUUCUUUUUGUGGUCCUCAAGCUUAUCCUAACGCUUCUCAUUUCCGCAAUGAGCCUUCUUCUGUAGCUGGUCUAUUUGGAGGGUUCACCCCAUCUCCUGUUGCUCAGCCACAGCCAUCAGCUGGCCUUAAUGUUGACUUUGAGUCUGUGUUUGGAAACAAAUCUUCUAAUGUUGUCCCAGAUUCUGGUGGCUUUGAUGAACUAGGUGGUCUCCUAAAACCAACAGUGGCCUCUCAAAACCAGAGUCUUCCAGUUGCCAAAGUACCGCCUAAUAAAUUAGUGUCAGAUGAUCUGGAUUCAUCUUUAGCCAAUCUUGUAGGCAAUUUGGGCAUCGGAAAUGGAACUACUAAAAAUGAUGUAAACUGGACUCAGCCAGGUGAAAAGAAACUAACAGGUGGUUCCAACUGGCAACCCAAGAUUGCACCUACAACUGCGUGGAACGCUCCAACGUUGAAUGGCAUGCAUUUUCCACAAUACGCACCCCCUGUAAUGGCCUAUCCUGCCACAACGCCAACAGGAAUGAUGGGCUACGUGAUGCCAUCACAGAUGGGAGGCAUACCAGUAAUGACCCAGCCAACUUUGAUAUACAGUCAGCCAGUCAUGAGACCACCAAACCCCUUUGGCCCUGUACCGGGAGCGCAGCUGUCUGCAGCAUCCAGCCCUUCCAGUCAGAGUCCUCACAGAGCCUCAGGAAAGGAUCCCUUUGCAGAGCUCUCUCUCCAGGAUUUCUUGUAGAACAACUUAGAUUCAGUUUAUGUAACUGUGUUAGAUGGAAGAGAAAGGAACGUUUCCAAAAAGAUGUGCUCAGCAGUAAACUCCCAGGAAAAAAAUGAACUUCAGUCCCUCAAACUCUCCUCUUCCAUUAAGUGAUGCAGUGAAAUGAUGAAGACCGAUGAAGGAAGCUGGGACACCUCCAUAAGAAGACAUCAGUACACAACAAAAGCCAAGAAUUGCCAUGAAUUAAGACCAAGACCUAUUUUUGUCCUGGUGACUAACAAGUCAAUACUCUCAGCUUCUAAUAAUAUCCUUAAUUGGUAACGUACACAGAGAAGCCUUUAUUCUGGAAAUUGAUAUUGGUGUUUGGAAAUGCUGUCUGGAUUGGAGAUGUGUCCUUUACCGUAACUCAAAACAAGACUCUGGGCAGGGGAGGGUCGAAUCCUAACUCUUAAUUCUGCAGUUACCUUUUCAAUCCUCACAAAUGUAGGCACAGCAGUAAUGGAAAUUAACUUUUUUUAAAAAUUAUAUAUUCAGUUUGCAGUAGACAUUCCUUAUGUAUUAUUGUUUGUAUUUAUUUAUGAUUAUCAAUUUAACAUUAAUAUUGUAUCAAAAAAACCUCCUUAUGAAAAUGAGUAUGGAUGUAUACAGUAUGUCUGAUUUUUAUCCACAAAGAAUGAAUCUGAUUCAGAAUGCUUUUCAGCUGACAUACAGAGCACUAAAUAUUUUAAAGGUCUGAAUCUAAUGAAUUCUCAGUAUAUAUGGGAAUUAGGGAAGAGCUGUAAAAUGCAUUAAUCCUUAUAGUCAAUUCUGUGCCUAGGAUUUUGCAAGGGAACAGUUAACUGACUAGAAGAAGCACUACAUUUUUAAUUCAGCAUUAGUGCAUUGGGAAGGAACUUUAUUGCUUUGUGCUUGGCAUGUCAUUAUUUUUACAUUUGACAUUAUAAGGCCUUUCCAAGAUGAAUGUGAGGAAUUGCUUUCAUUUUUAAGACUUUCCUUCUUUUCUGUAAAAAAAAAUAAAUUGAGGUGUUGUGUGUUGGGGGGGGAAAGCCUUUUCAUUGGGCUCGUUCAUGAUCAUGUACCUUUUAAAAGUAAAAAAGGGGAAGUAGCUUCCUUACAUAUGUCUAGUGGGUAUUUAGUUCACGAGGAAUUCAAGUAGCGCUGUUGAUCGGUGCUUUGUGUAAAUACACCAUAACUUUUGGGUGGAGUGGGGCCUUCAGAAGGAUAGUCAAUGAUACGAAAGCAAUUCUGUACAUGAAUUAAGCAUACUUGCUGCAUUGUCUCUGCAGAUUCUAUUUUUGUUUAAAAUAUUAAAAUGUAUGUUAGCAAAAAUGGGUGGAUUUUCAAAUAAAAUGCAGCUUCCACAGAA
Molecule: messenger RNA, 3573 nt
Organism: Melospiza melodia melodia
Lineage: Eukaryota; Metazoa; Chordata; Aves; Passeriformes; Passerellidae
Gene: PICALM
Product: phosphatidylinositol binding clathrin assembly protein
Exons: 23
Coding region: 87-2225 (712 amino acids)
Biological process (GO): clathrin-dependent endocytosis; synaptic vesicle budding from presynaptic endocytic zone membrane; clathrin coat assembly
Cellular component (GO): clathrin-coated pit; synaptic vesicle; extrinsic component of presynaptic endocytic zone membrane
Molecular function (GO): phosphatidylinositol-4,5-bisphosphate binding; SNARE binding; 1-phosphatidylinositol binding
Source: RefSeq, a predicted model, not a curated record